AUGUCUCAAUCUCCUUUUGAUAUCCCCUUUGAUGAGCUUCCCAACCCCAAGCAGGUUUGGGCGGGAAAGCCUGGCAGCUACGAGGAGGGGCUAGGUAAACUGGCAAUUCUGACCCCCGAAGUGGUAGCCAAGGCGGCUGCGAAUGAGAUCAAGACUGGCCGUCGUGUCACUAUGGGAUGGGAGUUGACCAAACUGGACUAUCCCAAUCUCAACCGGCAGUCAUGUCACCAUCAAAUUGUGCCCCUCCUCGGAGGUAUUGCAUUUGAUGAUAUUUAUACGAUGAAUCCUCAACAAAGUAGCCAGUGGGAUGGACUGCGCCACUUUUCUCAAACAGUCCCUGGUCAAUCCGAGCGUGUUUUCUACGGCGGAACGACAGCUGAAGAAAUUAACGAUCGUGGAAAUGAUCGCAUCGGACUUCAACAUUGGGCGCGGGAAGGAAUUGCCGGACGUGGAGUAUUGAUCGACUAUGCCACAUGGGCUGAGAAAAAGGGGAUUGAAUAUUCGACUUUUUCGACGCACCAGGUGCGCUUGUCGGAUAUUCUUGAAAUUGCCAAGGAAAGCAAUAUCACCUUCCAAAAGGGUGAUAUCCUCUUUGUUCGCGUUGGAGUCACGAAAGAAUGGGACACCGUAAUGACGGAUGCCCAAAAGAAGGCCUACUCUGAGAAUUCCAGUCCUGAACACGCCGGCGUGGAAGCGACAACUGAUGUGCUCCGGUGGUUGUGGAACAGCGGAUUCGCCGCGAUUGCCAGUGAUGCCAUCAGUUGGGAGGUUUACCCUCCUCAAUCCCCCGAUGUCUUCCUGCAUGAGUAUGUACUCGCAGGAUGGGGCAUGCCGAUCGGGGAACUCUUCGAUCUAGAGGUGUUAUCGCGAACUUGCGAGGAGCUGCAGCGGUGGAGCUUCUUCGUGGCGUCCGUGCCAUUGAAUAUGCCGGGUGGUGUAUCCUCUCCUCCCAACAUGAUGGCCAUCUUCUAG
Molecule: messenger RNA, 972 nt
Organism: Penicillium waksmanii
Lineage: Eukaryota; Fungi; Ascomycota; Eurotiomycetes; Eurotiales; Aspergillaceae
Exons: 5
Coding region: 1-972 (323 amino acids)
Molecular function (GO): arylformamidase activity
Source: RefSeq, a predicted model, not a curated record